CUUUCCCAGGCAUCCCCGCGGACGCGUGGGUCAGGGUCCAUCAGCCCCGGAGAAUUUUGGGGCUGGGCCCUCUGCUUGCUAAUCUCGGGGAGCAUUCUCCUUUGACAGCCUAAUCUGUUCAGGUCCUCAUCUGUAAAACGGGCUGGAGAAGGAGAUGGCAAACCACUCCAGUACCUUUGCUGAGAAAACCCCAAAUGGGGUCACGGAGAAUCCAACACGACUGAACAACAAAAGGCCUGUGUGAGCGUUUGUACCCCGUUGUACGGCCGUGGGUCCCAGCCACCUCGGAGUGUCGGAGAUUUGCAGCUGGAAGGGACCCGUAGAAGCCACCUCGUCCAAUCCCUUCAUUUUACUGUGAGGAAACGGAGGUCCAGGGAGGUAGUAAGGGAAAAGGCAAGUUUUGAGCCCAUGUCCUCAGGCUUUAAACCACCACCCGGCUCAGGCCUCAACACCUCUCUGGAUUGGAAAUGAUUCGAGAUUUAUGUGAUGGGCAACUAGAAGGGGCAGAAAUCGGCUCAACAGAAAUAACAUUUACACCAGAGAAGAUCAAAGGUGGAACCCACACAGCAGAUACCAAGACGGCUGGGAGUGUGUGCCUGUUGCUGCAGGUCUCAAUGCCCUGUGUUCUCUUUGCUGCUUCUCCAUCUGAGCUCCGUUUGAAAGGCGGCACUAAUGCUGAAAUGGCCCCACAGAUAGAUUACACGUUGAUGGUCUUUAAACCAAUUGCUGAAAAGUUUGGUUUCAAGUUUGACUGUGAUGUCAAAAUGAGGGGCUACUACCCUAAAGGGGGUGGUGAAAUAAUUGUCCGAAUGUCACCAGUUAAACAGCUGAGCCCAAUAAAUUUAACUGAUCGUGGCACAGUGACCAAGAUAUAUGGAAGAACAUUUGUUGCUGGUGUUUUGCCAUUUAAAAUAGCAAAAGAUAUGGCAGCAGCAGCAGUGAGAUGCAUCAGAAAGGAAAUCAGGGAUCUGUACGUUAACAUCCAGCCUGUUCAGGAACCUAAAGAACAAGCCUUUGGCAAUGGAAAUGGAAUAAUCAUUGUUGCCGAGACGUCAACAGGCUGCUUGUUUGCUGGAUCAUCACUUGGUAAAAGAGGCAUAUCUGCUGACAAGGUUGGAAUAGAAGCUGCAGAGAUGCUCCUGGGAAAUCUGAGACAUGGGGGAGCUGUGGAUGAGUAUCUGCAGGACCAGCUGAUCAUUUUCAUGGCCUUAGCCAGUGGGGUCUCCAGACUGAAAACAGGACCAAUUACACUCCAUACACAAACUGCCAUACAUUUUGCUGAACAACUAACAAAGGCCAAAUUUACUGUGAAAAAGUCAGAAGAUGAAGAUGAUUCAUCUAAAGAAACUUACAUUGUUGAGUGCCAAGGAAUUGGGAUGACAAAUCCACAUUUGUAGGAUGUUUGCCUUUUUUAAUGAUACCUCAGUGAUGGAUUGCACUAACUUUCAGUUGAUAAAUAGUACAUGAUGGUGAAUGGGGAGUAAUUUAUCAAAUGAAUGAGCUUAACUUUAGAAGUGCAGAGUAUUCUUGGUUUGUUUAGAAAAGCUUUACCUGAUAAAUCUUUCCAUGAAUGUUUACUGAGAUGUGUAUAAUGAACUGUUAAAAUUCAAAGACAAAUGCUUGAGACUGGAAAACUAAUUUCUGUAUGAACAUCUUGAAAUGAAGCCUGCAUUUCACCAAAAAGAUGCGUGCUUUGAAAUGGUUCCUUUCUAUGCUAUAACUCCUAGGCAUGGGAAUGUCUCCUUAAUUAACUUGUAUCCAAUCUCUGUAUCCACUUUACUGAAAUCUCAUCUAAAGAAUACUAAUAAAGCAAUUCUAGGCAAAUGAA
Molecule: messenger RNA, 1828 nt
Organism: Vombatus ursinus (common wombat)
Lineage: Eukaryota; Metazoa; Chordata; Mammalia; Diprotodontia; Vombatidae
Gene: RTCA
Product: RNA 3'-terminal phosphate cyclase
Exons: 10
Coding region: 468-1397 (309 amino acids)
Biological process (GO): RNA processing
Cellular component (GO): nucleus
Molecular function (GO): RNA-3'-phosphate cyclase activity
Source: RefSeq, a predicted model, not a curated record